AUGCUAAGGGAUGCAGUUGAUUCCCACUGCCCUUUAACCACUAAUUAUGAUGAUCUUGGUGAGAGCAGUGUGAAGGAAGGUAUUACAAGGGAUUUUGAUGAGCAGCGAGGGGAUUUAUCUUUACAUUGGUUGGAAGAGAUACUAGUUGGACCUUCCACAAUUGGCCAAUGGCUUAUACCUCAUCUUAUUGAUGAAAGGGAAUUGGUGGAUUAA
Ilex paraguariensis (yerba mate) is the source of this 213-nucleotide messenger RNA. The record is from the annotation of a GenBank genome assembly. Lineage: Eukaryota; Viridiplantae; Streptophyta; Magnoliopsida; Aquifoliales; Aquifoliaceae.